AUGUUAUUUAAAUAUUUAUCACCUUUACUAUCUUCUAAAAUAAUUAAUAGAUCUAUAUCAUUUGGAAAAAUUGAAAAACCGCUUUUAAAGGAUAUAAAUAUCAUUGAAGUAAGACCUAAAGUUUUUAAUGUUCAACUUAAUAGAGAAAAUAAAAGAAAUGCUUUUACACGUGAAUUUUGGUCAGAAUUUAAAUCAGCUAUAACUUAUUUAUCACAAUUUUCUGGGUGUAGAUCAAUUGUUCUUAGUGCUAAUGGAAAAUCAUUUACAGUUGGUAUAGAUUUAAAAGAAGCUUUUUCACAAAUUACUACUUUAUCAAAUGAAUCUACAUCAGAUGUUGCUAGAAAAGGACGUAUGUUAAUGAGAUUAAUCAAUGAAAUCCAAGAUUGUUAUACUAUUAUGGAGAAAUGCCCAAAACCUAUAAUUUGUUCAAUUCAUUCUCAUUGUAUUGGAGCUGGUAUAGAUAUGAUUUGUUCUAGUGAUAUUAGAUAUGCUUCCAAAGAUAGUAUUUUUUCUAUAAAGGAAGUUGAUGUUGGUAUGGCUGCUGAUAUUGGAACAUUGAAUAGAAUUCAAAAAAUUGUUGGAAACGAUUCAUUAACAAGAGAGCUUUCAUACACAGCUAGAGAUUUUACUGCUGAUGAAGCUUUAAAAUAUGGUUUAAUAUCAAAAAUUUUUGAUAAUAAAGAUGAUUGUUUUGAUGGUGCUGUUGAAACUGCCACAAUAAUUGCUGAAAAAAGUCCAAUAGGUGUUCAAGCAACAAAAAUGACUCUUAAUCAUGCAAGAAAUCAUUCAAUUGAGGAAUCAUUAGAAUUUGUUAAAAUUUUAAAUGCUUCUCAAUUGUUAACUGAAGAUAUUCAAGUUGCAGCUGAAAGUGUUUUAACAAAAAAACAAUGCCAGUUUAAAGACGUAUAA
Molecule: messenger RNA, 909 nt
Organism: Strongyloides ratti
Lineage: Eukaryota; Metazoa; Nematoda; Chromadorea; Rhabditida; Strongyloididae
Product: Delta(3,5)-Delta(2,4)-dienoyl-CoA isomerase,mitochondrial
Exons: 2
Coding region: 1-909 (302 amino acids)
Cellular component (GO): mitochondrion
Molecular function (GO): delta(3,5)-delta(2,4)-dienoyl-CoA isomerase activity
Source: RefSeq, a predicted model, not a curated record